UUUGAAAUUCGAUCAUCCGCUUUGCCUUCUUUAAGUGCUCUUAGAUGGAUUGCUUUUAGAACAAAUACACAAAUACAAUUAAAUGCACAAGGGUUAUUAAUAUCUGGACCGUUAGAAGGAAUUUUUGUGGCAAGGAAGUUUAUAACGGGUUUAUUGCCUGUAUCUCUACAAUUUGAAAAACCAACAGAAUUACCAACUCCAACAAAUUCUUUAUUAAGAAUAUUAGAACGUGAAUUAGAUUUACAAAUUUCUGAAAAAAGAAAACGUAAAAUGCCAAAAAUAAAUAAUGAAAGGGAAAGUGGAAAUGAUGAAAGGGAAUAUAUUAUUUGUACUUAUGAGGCAAAUUUAUUCAAUGUUUAUUUGGCUAGAAAUAAACUUCUUCAAUUAAAUAAUCAAAAUAAAACAUCAGAAUCGCCAGAAAAAUCCAAAGAAGAAAAUGCUGAUUCCGAUGACCAGUUUCCUCAAGACAAUGACAGAGCCGCAUUAAUGCGUAGUUUAUGCCGUGAAAGUCUUUUGAUAACCGAUCAACAACAACAACAACAACCAUUAAUAUCUCCAUCCAACUUUUCACUUUCUGUUAACGAAACAAAAGGAUUUAUAAAUACAAAUAAAAUAGAUUGGGGAAACCAAUUGGAAAAUAUUUGUAAAUUAAAUUUAUUAGAAGAAGACGGAGAAGGUGGGGGACCUAAAUCACCAGAUCCUCAAGAAUCGCCAAUAGCUGCUGGAUUACUUGCGGGUGCUAAAAGUGUUAAUUUACAAAAAGGAGAAUUUAGAAAAAUUUUGGAUCGAGAACGUUUAAGGCUUAGAAAUACAGCAAUUAAUACAGCAAAUAAAUGUAAAUAA
This is a messenger RNA of Meloidogyne enterolobii, 843 nucleotides long. The record is from the annotation of a GenBank genome assembly. Lineage: Eukaryota; Metazoa; Nematoda; Chromadorea; Rhabditida; Meloidogynidae.